UGAAAAUGACUCUUUCUCAUACAAUUUAGAAUUAAGAAGACAUUUAAAGUUUAAAGUCUGAGCAUUUGUAAAUAGUCAUUCAGACCUCUGAAUAGGUUGUAUUGGAUAAAAUUGAAUGCAAGAAUUUAACUCUAGUUGUGGAGUAUGAUUUAUAUAUUUAUAUUUUUUAGGGGAUUUCUAAAUUAUAAGCAUUAUGCUUCUUUACUCUUAUCAUUGAAUCACUUAAAUUUAAGCAGUUUUAAAUUGAAAUAUGGGUAAAAUGUUUUUUUAAUAAAAUAGGGUAAAUAAUUAAUUUUCAGAUGAAGAUGGAAGAAUUUUGGCAAAAUUUAUUUAAAAUUAAAAAAGCCUUAUAUCUUUAGACAUUCAUUUUGAUUUAAAUAAUCCAAUAAAGUAAUUAUAACCAAUUUUGGAAGCAAUAAAAAAUCAUGAAAAUGAACUUAUGCAUUUAAAAUUAAAUUUUGAGUAAGUAGUAAAAAUAAUUAUAGGGAUGAAUUACCACUAUGUUUUAAAGAUUUAUAAUUUAUUACAUCUAAAAAAUUAUAAUCAAUUUCUUUAUAGAUUGGUUAAGGAGUUUGUGUGGGUUAAAAUUGGUCACAUUUUGAAAAUGUUUUGGAGAGUUCUAUUUUAAAAGAGUUUACCUUAUUUAUAAGUCCAUUUAAUAAAUUAGAUAAAUCAUUUCAUUUUUUUUUUAAAUGGAUGGAAUCCUAAACAAAAAUUGAAAAAUUAAAUAUAUCAGUAGGUGCUUAAACUGAUUUAGAUGAAUAAGCACUUACUUAAUUAGGUUUAGCACUUUAAAAAAUUGAGAAUUUAAAGCAUCUUAAUUUAUUUUUACAUGAUACCAAAAAUUUGACAUAACAUUCUUUUGAUUAAAUUGUAAAAUCAUUUGGAAAAUUAGAAAACUUAGAGUUAAAUUUAGGGUAUAAAUAUAUAUAUAUAAAUCAAUAGUAACAAUUAUGGGAUUAACAAUUAUGAUACUUUAUAUUAAGAAGUGAAAAAUAUAUCAUAUGUUAAAUUGUCAUUAGGAACUUACCAUAAAUUUAUUUCAUAGGAGUUAUUUUUAAAUUGCAAUAUUAAAAUAUUGGAUAUAAAGUUAUAGAAAGGAAGUACAAUAAAGCAAGGAAGUUUCAAAUCUAUUGAAAGUUUUUUAGAGAAAACAGAGAAAUUGACUAUUGAAUUGAGUGAAGGAAAAGAUUGUUCAGAUUUAGAUUUGAUAGAUUUGAUAGGUUAAAUUACUCCUGGUUGUGAUAUUAGAAUAACAACAAAUACAUAAUUGAUUAGAAAAAUCAAAUAAACAUUGUAAAUUUAAUUGGAUACAAUUUAAUCUAUAAAAGUAUUGUUUAAUACUUUAAGUUAAAAAUUGGAUUUGUUUUAGAAUUUAAAAAUCUAUAUAAAAUCUACUAGCAUAGAAUAAGAAUCAGUGGAUUCAAUUAUAAAAUAAUUACAAUAAUCUUAAUUAAAAGUUUUAAGUUUGAUAAUUAAAAAGAUCAACAAUUUUUAGUGCAAUUAAAUGAUUGAUUUAUUUUAAUAAAUAGUAGUUUUAAAGUAAUGGACAUUUUUGUCAAUAGAAGUUGUGUAGAGAUGUAUAAUGUAAUUAUAUGGAAAAUCAUUAACUAAUUAAUAAGUUAAUUUUUAAGUGCAUUCAGGGUUAAAAUUAGGAUAAUAAGGAAUGGAAUUUAUAGCAAAGUCAUUAAAAAGUAUAAACAUCACAAAAUUGAGAUUGACAAUAUUGUAAAUAUUAAAUAAUAUUGAGUUAGAUUAGAUAAUUGUUUAAAUGAAUAGGGAUUGAAACAAAUAACAUUAGCUUUAUUAAAUAGUGUGAAUUUAUAGAAAGCAUCACUAUAGAUUUUGGAUUCUAAUUAAUAAUUAUAAUAAUACAUGAGUAAGAUGUAAGCAACAAUAAAUUAAUACAUAAAAGAUAAGACAAAAUUAUAAAAGUCUUAUUGUUUAUUUUUAUAGAAAGAACUAAACAAUAAUAAGAAAUAGAUAUCAUAACAAAUGUUAAUAGGAAUUGCAGAUUAUUUGAUAGAAGAUGUUGUAUUGCCAGUUCCAGCUGCAGGUCAAUAUCAUAAUCAAUAAGGAGGAUUUGGAUCUAGUUGGAAUCCAUAAUAAAUAAUAGAGAUAUUUGGAUAAUGAAGGAUACAAAAAAUUUAUUAAAUUAUUAAUAAUU
Messenger RNA from Paramecium sonneborni, 2167 nucleotides. NCBI's taxonomy places the organism in Eukaryota, Ciliophora, Oligohymenophorea, Peniculida, Parameciidae. The record is from the annotation of a GenBank genome assembly.